Messenger RNA from Ictalurus punctatus (channel catfish), 1916 nucleotides. It is a transcript of the gene phyhip, whose product is annotated as phytanoyl-CoA hydroxylase-interacting protein. Bases 225 to 1229 code for a protein of 334 amino acids. The record is from RefSeq and is a predicted model, not a curated record. The transcript is spliced from 6 exons. Gene Ontology annotation, cellular component: cytoplasm. Lineage: Eukaryota; Metazoa; Chordata; Actinopteri; Siluriformes; Ictaluridae. Gene Ontology annotation, molecular function: protein binding.
GAGAGAGAGAGAGAGGACACGUGAAAGAGGAGGAGAAGAAAGAUAGAGAAAGAGUAAUACCUCCAUCCUUCUUCCACUCCAGAGCAGAGACACAAACAGCAUCACAGCAGCAUCCGUGUUUCUCUCUCUCUCUCUCUCUCUCCCUCUUUGUCUCUCUCUCUCUCUCUCUCUCUCUCAAUCAGUCCAGUAUUUGUGUUGAUCGCAGAGCUGCAGGCACUGAGGCGAUGGCCGAGGUGUUAGAUCUCCUCUCCACACCCCAUAACGUCCAAAUCAGUGAGGUGACCUGUGACUCGUUCCGCGUUGCCUGGGAGAUGACCCCGGAGGAUGCCGGACGUGUGACGCACUACUUCAUCGACCUCAGCCGCAAAGCCGGAGGAGAGACGAACCGCUUCAAACACAAAGAUGUUCCCACUAAGCUGGUAGCUAAGGCGGUGCCGCUGCCGAUGGCCGUGAGAGGUCACUGGUUCCUGAGCCCCCGUACCGAGUACUGUGUGGCCGUACAGACGGCUAUCCGCCAGCCUGAUGGGGACUACCAGGUGUCUGAGUGGAGUCCGGUGGUGGAGUUUUGCACUGGGGAUUACGCCGUAGAUCAUCUGCAGCAGCUCCUGGAUAAAGCUCAGGGUGUAGCGGGACGGCUGCUGCGCUUCUCCGUGUUUUACCGCAACCAGCAGCCCGAAUACUUCCACUACGUCAGAACGGAAUGUGGAGGUUUAAUGCCCCCGUCUCUAAAAGACAACAGCGGCAGCCACGGCUCGCCCAUCAACGGAAAGCUCCGUGGCAUCUUCCUGAGCUGCAACACCGAGUUCGACACGGGUCUCCCUCCUAAAGACUCGCCCUACGGCCCCCUGCGCUUCCAGAUCUCCGCCGCGCUCCUCCUGAAGCCCGAGACGCACCUCUACUUCGCCGAUUUCUACUGCAUGUACACUGCAUAUCACUACGUCGUCUUGGUGCUGGCCCCUGUCGGCUCGGAGGGCGAUCGCUUCUGUGACGGGCGUCUCCCCCUGCUGGACCUCUCCUCCAAUCCUUUCCUGACGUACGUCCCCGGGGACGAACCGACGUUCUGUCACGCCAGUGACGUCAUCCUGGAGGUUAUGUACACGGAGGCGCUGCCUUUAGAUCAAGGCACGGUGGCGCAGAUCAGAGGCCAUCACCAGCUCAUGAGCCUCUCCACGGCCAACGCCAAGAAGGACCCGAGCUGCAAGGUGUGUAACAUCAGUGUCGGGCGCUGAGACGCUGAGACACCGAGACAGAGUCCGGACUGAACUGGUGCAAUGUUUCUGACGCGACAGUCUGCAUCUAGAACUGCGCUAGAGCUUUAAAAAAAAAAAAAACAACAACAACAAAAAAAAAACAACGUUCUUAGCAGUGUUGUGCAGAUUAUUUUUAAAAAUGUCCCGGAUGGAGAAACUAGCAUGUCCUGAUUAUUCUAUUUACUUAAUAUGAUUUAAGCAUCAUCAGGCCAAAAUGAUUUUAGCAUUAAUAUAAAUAUGAAAGCCAUAAAAUGCACAUACUGCCAAAUCAGUAACGAUCAACGAUCGGCGAUGUCUGUACGGAUCGGUGCUACCUGCUAAAGUUACCAAAAUACAGCUGAGUGCAAAAGUUUGUACCCCCUUAGGACAAAAUGAAAUGAAUUUUUGUCCAACAAGACAUUCAGCAUGUUCGAUUUACCAGGUUUCUCAGAGGAAAAAAAAAAAAAAAAAAAAAAGGGUAAAGAAAAUGGUUAAAUUGUUUGUCUUAAGAAAAAAAAAAAAAAAAAAAUGAUGACAGUUCUAAAGUCCUAAAAUGAUUCCCGUCAUAUCCUCUGCGUCGCUUUUGAUUCCUCUGUUGUUAUAAUAACUCUGUUUCCGCCCCCUCCCCCGACACCUCUGUAAUACAUCAUAAACUGCCUUCUUCAAAUCAAAGGCUUCCUGACGAAA